UGGGGGGGGGAGGCCGGUGCUGGGGGGUGCCUUCCAAAACUGGCCACCCACCAGCAUUGGCAACUGCGAAGCUGCCCCCGCACCGCGCUGCUGAAAUUCCCAGCUGUUGCAUGUUCACACACACAGCUAGAGUUGCAAAAGUUAACAUCCCUCGUUCCAGUAGUUAACAUCCCUCGUUCCAGUAGUUAACAUCCCUCGUUCCUGUAGUUAACAUCCCUCGUUCCCGGUCACAGCAAGCCUUUGCUCUUCUAGGGUAAAGUCCGAUCACUCCCAGCUUCUGGUACUUUAUAAAGAAGAGAUUAGGCCUGUGGGGUCACUAGCUGCACCAAGCUGACCUUGCAUAGUGCUCUGCAACACUAAAAGGGUAAAUGAAAUCUAGGUGUCUCUUAGCUGUCACUUAACUUUUGGUUUCCUCAUAGUUUUUCCCCCGUUUGUUUUUUCAGGCUCCUUGCUGUGGUAAGUUUUACGUUUGCCGUCUGUGUCAUGACAGCAAAGAAGAUCAUCAGAUGGAUCGUUUUAAAGUAAAACAAGUGCAGUGUGCAAAGUGCAAAAGCAUCCAGCAGGCUCAACAGAGUUGUGAGGAUUGUAGCAAUAUAUUUGGAGAAUAUUACUGCAAUACAUGCCACCUGUUUGAUAAAGACAAGAAGCAGUACCACUGUGAGAAGUGUGGAAUUUGUAGGAUUGGUCCAAAAGAAGACUUUUUCCAUUGUUCAAAAUGUAACUUAUGUCUUGCUUUGAGUCUUCAAGGAAAUCAUAAGUGUAUUGAAAAUGUCUCCAGGCAGAAUUGUCCAAUAUGUUUGGAGGACAUUCACACCUCACGUGUCGGAGCCCAUGUUCUGCCAUGUGGACACCUUCUUCACAGAAAUUGUUAUGAAGACAUGUUAAAAGAAGGUUACCGGUGCCCCUUGUGCAUGCACUCUGCUUUAGAUAUGAGCAGGUACUGGCGACAAUUGGAUGAUGAAGUGGCACAAACACCGAUGCCCACAGAAUAUCAGAACAUGAUGGUGGAGAUCCUUUGCAAUGACUGCAGCACCCGGUCCACAGUCCAGUUCCAUAUCUUAGGCAUGAAGUGUACAAGCUGUGAGUCCUACAACACCGCUCAGGAUGGAGGAUGCAGGGUGCCUCUGGAGCAGCAGUGACUGACACACACAUCAUGUGCUACUGGACAAAAAAAAACCCACCCUUGUUUGAUACGGCUGCUAACAAAGCCAGGCUCACCACAGUGUCUCUUAGUACCAAUGGGUUCUCCAUUAAUGUAUCACAAAAUCCUAAUUCCUGGUGCUGUAUUCAUGCACCCCAGGGGAUUGUCGCUCUGCUGUUAGCAUGUCCUACAAUUCCCUCUCUGCAGUGGUUGUGAAGUGCAGAGCUGUGUCCGAGUGCCUGUGACGUCUCACUCCUGCUUUCCACAGUGAUGCUCCCUAGAGAGCAUUCUUGUUGGGUGAUCUUCCCCUUCGGGGGUGCUGUGCAUCACACACAAGAUUUGUCCUUGAGAACUGCAAGGCUUCGAGGACAGCUCAGCUGUCUCUUCUACUGGGCUGUAUAUAGACAUAUUUCUAAUAAGCCGAUUUAUAAGCAGUAGCUGUCAGAACUGAACUGAUUCUACAACAGCUGAAGGCUUUGGCCAGAUUCCUUGGAGGCUGCACCUUUCAGGAAGAGAGGGUAGCAAGGCUAGGCAGAUACCUAUUCUGCACAGAAAUCCAUGGGGACAGUCAGUAGCUUGCUGUGCUGUUUUAGGGAAAGCUGAAGUCUUCAGUCUUUUUGGUGAAUAGAUUCUGUGUUUAAGUGACACACGUUUGUAGGUGGAUGAAGUCUGGGAAAGGGAGGUGGUGAUAUAUGGAAGAGGUGGAUAAGUCAUUUAUCUUCAUCUACAACUCUGGCACACAAACUGCACAAAGCAAAAAAGUGCAGGGUUAUUAAUUUAAAGGCUACCGUGUGUCAAAUCAGUGGUAUAUAUUCAUGUGAAUAUAGAACACUUUUUCUCCACCUCCUCAUUCCUUUCACCUGUUACAACUGGCCGCUGAUUUCUCUUCCAAUCUGAAGGCCCGGAUGCUGUGAAAUUGUACCAGCCUGCUUCCUAGUUCAGAUAUGCCAGUGUUUAUCAACUUCAGUGAGUCAAUUCAGGCGUAUGAAGCUAGGCACGUGCAUUUGUUUUUUCAGGAGUGAGGCCGCAAAAGCUAAUGCUAUUGUUGGCGGCUGUGCAAAAAAAUCUCUCCUUUUUGGGACACUCGGGUGGUUUAGUCCAGUCUUUACUUUGGUGGUAUGUUUUGUAAAUUCUAGUUUCCUGAAAACAUAUUGUUAAAGCAUACUGAAAAUAUUUCUUCCCAGAAUGUUGGCUGUUUGAACAGUGUAGAAUGGCCCUCUUUCUGAGAACCAGGGUGUGAAAAGAAUGGGGAGUAUGGGAAAGAAUCUUGUCCCUUUGUCCGUGCUCAAUGAAAUGCAGAAAAUAACAAACCUCGCUUCUCACUACAAAGCAGAUUUUUUUCAAACUUGUUCAGAUCAUCUAACAUGCCACUAAAAAUGUAUUGUUCAUCUGACAAUAUCCCUUCAUGCUCAAAAAUACUUCAAAUCUAAGUGCUGUAUGGUAGUAGUAGUUACUGCUAUUGAAAUCUAAUUGCAUAUUCGUAGGUAUCUUUUUCUAAAGCACUUUUCUCAAUGCCAUAAAUUAAUGUAUUUUGUUGUACAGUAAUACCUUUAUUAAAGUAGAUUAUAGUAAAUUC
Messenger RNA from Pelodiscus sinensis (Chinese soft-shelled turtle), 2717 nucleotides. NCBI's taxonomy places the organism in Eukaryota, Metazoa, Chordata, Testudines, Trionychidae. The record is from RefSeq and is a predicted model, not a curated record.